UGUGUAUUCGCUGCGUUAAGAACUUUUUCUCUGCCGUUCUACAUAAAAGAGACGAGAAAAACGAGAAACUUUAACACAAAAUUAAGAGAAAAUGGCGAACGCAGGAUACACAUGUAUAAGAAGGACAUUUUGUUGGCUCAACAUACUUUUAUGGCUUUGCAGUUGCGCAUUCUUAGGAGCCGGCGUGUGGCUGCGUUUAUCAUAUGAAGGUUAUGCUACUCUUCUACCCGAACAUGCUGCCCUCAGUGCCGAUUCCGUAUUCCUGUGCAUAGGUGUAAUUGGUUUCGUUGUAUCAUUUUUGGGAUGUUGUGGUGCCUGGGUGCAAUCAAGAUGUCUGCUUGUUUUGUAUUUCAUGUUGAUCAUUUUGCUGUUCCUAAGUGAAUUCUUGAUUGGCUCCAUAGCCUUUGUAUUCCGGGGAGGCUUGAAGAGGACCGUGGCCAAUGAAUUACGGUUUGGCAUUGAAGAGCACUAUAAUGCCUCGGAUCGUGGCUCAAUCAUAGCACCCUCGGUGGCAGCCAUAUGGGAUAAUGUACAAAUAUCGUUCGAAUGCUGUGGGGUAUCUUCAUAUGAGGAUUGGUAUGACAUCAAAUCAUGGAGUGGCAAACGUUGGGUACCCGAGUCUUGUUGCAGGCCGAUGUAUGAGAAUAGAGGCAUUAUGGUGGAAGGUUCGGGCGAUAAUGUGCUCAGAGUUGAUUGUGGCAGAUCUGAAAAUCCCACUUUAUGGUGGGAUAAGGGCUGUGUUCACUCUCUGCAAAGCUGGCUUACCGAUAAACUUGAUGUCAUUGGCGUUGUCGGUUUGGGCAUUGCCUUUGCCCAACUCUUUGGUCUCAUAACAUCCAUGCUGCUAUUUUGUUCGGUGAAACAUAAAAAGGAUUCGGACACCUAUAAAUCAUAUUCACCCUCAAUUGAUCCUCAGACACGACCGAGUAGUUGGGAAGAUUGAACUAAAUUUUAGUUCAAUGAUAAACUAAAUGGAAAGCAGCAAAUUCCCUUAAAAGCUCGAAGGCAAAGCUAUGCAUUUGACCCAAACGAUUACUCAAAAAGCAAAAACAACUACAAUUUCUGGUAACUGUGCCUUUUUCCAAAAAAGACAUUUGCAAUAAUUAUACAAAAAGAAAAAAACAAAUAUGUGCCAAAAACCCCAAAACCAAACAAACAAACUAAAAAUAACAAGAAAACAUUAACUAAACGAUAUCUAUAUUAUAAUUAUUAAAUAUAAAAACCCAUGAAAUAAAACAAAAUAUCAUUAAUUGUAAGUUAGAAAUCACAUUAAAUAAAUUCUAGUUUAUAAGAAUUAUUUAUCAUAAAUACCAAAGUCAUAAUUCUUUAUUUAUUUUUUUGUUUUGUGAAAUUUUAUUGCUAUUUAAGUAGUUUCAUAAUUUGUAGUAAUUUAGUUUACAAAAAAAAAAUACAUUUUAGUUUAAAACAGAAAAACAAAAAAACAAAACCCUUAUAAACAUAAAUUAUUCUAUUAUAUACAAUAUUAUUUAUAAUCUCAUAUCUCCACUUCAUAUUCAUAUGAUAUUCAAUGUUUCGUUUUGUGUUUUAAUAGGAACCUUAAAAAAAACCAAAAUUGCAUUUUCAUGUUAAAUCUCUACAAAACUUAAUGAAGUCUACACCUUAAACUCUCAUUAUGAUAUUUAAAACAGAUGAUAUUAAACGACCCUAUGCUAUGCAAGUUGUUUUGUGGAAAAUAUUUGUCUAAAAAAAAGAAAAAUACUGCCUGUUAGUGCUAAGAAAAUGUGAUGAAAAACAUUCCUCAAACGAUAAUAAAGAAACAAAAAACUACGAAAGAAAAUGUGUAAAUCCUUUCAAA
Stomoxys calcitrans (stable fly) is the source of this 1816-nucleotide messenger RNA. RefSeq names its product tetraspanin-9. Gene Ontology annotation, cellular component: membrane. The coding region runs from base 92 to 943 and encodes 283 amino acids. Lineage: Eukaryota; Metazoa; Arthropoda; Insecta; Diptera; Muscidae. The transcript has 6 exons. The record is from RefSeq and is a predicted model, not a curated record.